CUAAACCCUUUGACGUCACUCUCAAAAUGAGGAAACAUAAACAGAAAAGGCUCCACUCCAGUAAGCUGCCAGAGUUGAAGCCGAUUGGUCUCUGCUUUUCCUUGCCUGUGGCAACUGACAGCACCUCCCAGCCUAGCAGGCCGGCUGCCUGCUCCCCCAGCCAGUCGGUGGGUCUGGGCACUGCAGCGGCUGGGCUCCGGUCCCAGGGCUUGCCUGGGAGAAGCGUGGUGUACUCACCCCGAGAGAAUCUCUGCUGCCCUCCUACUUUCCCGGGCUCUCUGUGGACUUUCGGGCUUCCUCCUUUCCUUUUUUUUUUUUAUUUUUUAAUUUUUUAAUUUUUAAUUUUUAACUUAAUUAUAUUCCUAAUCCUGGAUGAAGUUGCUGGAUUCUGCAGCACAAGUCUUCAUGAACAAGCAGCACCGCUCAGAGAUUUCACGGCAUUCAAAGGUCACAGAACUGCCACUAUGGUUAAAUGUCUUGUUUAAUGGUUGAGAGGUGUGGCGAAAUCUUGUUUGAAAACCCUGAUCAGAAUGUCAAAUGUGUUUGCAUGCUAGGAGAUGUACGACUGAGGGGUCAGACGGGGGUUCCUGCUGAACGCCGCGGCUCCUACCCAUUCAUUGACUUCCGCCUACUUAACAAUACAACACACUCAGGGGAAAUUGGCACCAAGAAAAAGGUGAAAAGACUGUUAAGCUUUCAACGAUAUUUCCAUGCAUCAAGGCUGCUUCGUGGAAUUAUACCCCAAGCCCCUCUCCACCUGCUGGAUGAAGACUACCUUGGACAAGCAAGGCAUAUGCUCUCCAAAGUGGGAACGUGGGAUUUUGACAUUUUCCUGUUUGAUCGCUUGACAAAUGGAAACAGUCUGGUAACACUGCUGUGCCACCUCUUCAACACCCAUGGACUCAUUCACCAUUUCAAGUUAGACAUGGUGACCUUACACAGGUUUUUAGUCAUGGUUCAAGAAGAUUACCACAGCCAAAACCCGUAUCACAAUGCGGUUCACGCGGCCGACGUCACCCAGGCCAUGCACUGCUACCUAAAGGAGCCAAAGCUCGCAAGCUUCCUCACGCCUCUGGACAUCAUGCUUGGACUGCUGGCAGCAGCGGCCCACGAUGUCGACCACCCAGGGGUGAACCAGCCAUUUCUGAUCAAAACUAACCACCACCUCGCUAACCUGUAUCAGGCUUCUGAAUGCUUGGAUGUGGCUGAACAGAGGCAAUUCUUGGGAGGCAGCAAGAAUAUGUCUGUGCUGGAGAAUCACCAUUGGCGAUCUACAAUCGGCAUGCUUCGAGAAUCAAGGCUUCUGGCUCACUUGCCGAAGGAAAUGACACAGGAUAUUGAACAGCAGCUGGGCUCCUUGAUCUUGGCUACAGACAUCAACAGGCAGAAUGAAUUUUUGACCAGAUUGAAAGCUCACCUCCACAAUAAAGACUUAAGACUGGAGGAUGUACACGACAGGCACUUUAUGCUUCAGAUCGCCUUGAAGUGCGCUGACAUUUGCAACCCCUGUAGAAUCUGGGAGAUGAGCAAGCAAUGGAGCGAAAGGGUCUGUGAAGAAUUCUACAGGCAAGGUGACCUUGAACAGAAAUUUGAACUGGAAAUCAGUCCUCUUUGCAAUCAACAGAAAGAUUCAAUCCCUAGUAUACAAAUUGGUUUCAUGACCUACAUCGUGGAGCCCCUGUUCCGGGAAUGGGCCCGUUUCACGGGAAACAGCGCCCUGUCUGAGAGCAUGCUCGGCCAUCUCGCACACAACAAAGCCCAGUGGAAGAGCCUGUUGCCCAAGCAGCACAGAAGCGGCGCCGGUGGUGAUGGCGGGGGCGGGGGCGGCGGCGGCCCGGACCCCCGCCCGGGGACUGAGGACGAGGAGCCUACCGGGACCGAAGGCGACGCCGCGUAGUGCCAGCCCCGCCAGCCCCCUGCUCUGCACACUGAGAAGGACCGCCUCCUGGAGCAGAGGCCUGGGAGAGGGCAGCAGCUCGGAGGGGCUCCGGCCGACCCAACCGGCCCCUCUCUGGGUGUGGUCCUGGGGCUCUGGGGAACGCCCGCUCCUCCACUUCCCCGCCUCCCUCCUUUCUCCAAGUGUACAGAAGCCAUUGUCACCUCAGCAUCAGCUGCCCAAAUGAGCAACUCCAUUCCGCAACGAGGGAGCCGAUUCCAGGGGCCGACUUGGCCCUCGAGGAGAAGACCCGGGAGUAAGAAGCGGUGCUUCGGCCGCGGCCCCCUCGGCCCUGGGUCCCACUGGGACAGGCAGCACCUCCUAAGUCCAGAGCAUCUUCACGUGUGCCGUCAGACUGCUGAUCUGCAUGACAAAACACCAGCAUAUUUGGAACUCCAAGGAUAUUGGUCUUAAGUGCAAGAGCACAAACGAGAGCGUUAAAGAAAGUACCUUCUAUUUUAAUAAUAAUUAUUAUUAUAAAAAAUAAUAAAUCUUUUUAACUUUUCUAUUGUAUGCACUCGACAGUGGAUCGAAAACUUUGGACUAAGAUUACUCAAUGUACCCAAACUCGAACAGGGGGUUCAUUGUUUUCUUACAGACUUUAUGCCACUUUGGGUCAGAGAUCUGGCAUCUUCUUGGUUUAAGAAACCACGUUUCCUAUCCGAUCUGAGGGGAAGGUGCUGUACAGUUCAUUCCUUUGCACCAUUAGCCCACCUGCCUUUUAUCCAUAACUCAGAUUCAGUGACAUGUUUAUAUUCCCACCUGUACAUUUUCUGUAAAUACCGAGCGCUACUGAUUCCCAUGCCAAAAUACAUGAGUAUUAUGGGAUUGCUACCUGUAUAAACAAUGGCACUGUGAACAGAAUCCUGUUAGUUUUAAUACAAGAGAAUGCAUUUGUAAAUAUGGUAUAGAGUCUAUUAAUAUACUAUUGUUUGCAGAUAAAGGCCUUAACUUUAAACAUCUUUCAUCUUCUGAAAGCUGCCCAACUUAAAUCCUCACAGAUGUCCUUCUGAACUGCCUUCCCAUGUCCGUCUUUACACUUUUCAGCUAAGGUCACAAAGCAAAACUGAAUAAAGUCUUUGAAGAAAGAGUUUGGAAACUUCACGUGCAUUCCGCUUGCGACCAUAGUGCUUAAUCUAUGGCACCAAGCACCGUGUCCUCAGAUGAACAAGACCCUUCAGCAAGCCUGGAGUCUCCUUUCAACACAGCGACAUUGCACUCUGUUUAAACAAGCCAGCUGAUAAACUUGUGUUUAUACAACUCUGGUCAUGGAACAUGGUGGUGUGUCGGCCUCGUGGGACACAUAGCAGGUCUCACACCCCUUCUGUGACCCUGUCAUCUAACUGUCAGGGACUUCCCUGCUCCCCUGCCGUCUCUUCUGGCUACAGUACCAAAGCACCUUUGGUUUAUGGUUGGCGUGCAUUUCUUUGGUGUUAAUAGUAACUGGAUUUUUCUUUUUCCUCCAUUUCAUGUGAACAACUACCCAGCUGUUUAGCAGAAGUUAACAUAAUUUAAGUAAAGAAAAUAUUUCCGUUUUCUGAUAGGAUUUACCUUCCUGGCAGGUGAUCGUGGUGAACUGAGGCACUAGCUAGCAGAGUCACCUUGGAAUUUGUUGCUGUUUCUUCUGCAGACACUUGGCCAUAAAAUCAAUUUGUUAUAGCAUUCUUCUCUAGUCGGCUACCCUCUGUGCAUUGAACCUUUUCUCUAGAAGUUCUAGCAUAACUAACAGCAGAUGAAAAUUGGCCAUGUCCCAUUUCUUUUUAGCUUAACCAACAUGGUAGUAAGAGAAUUAUAAUGUGAUUGUUUCUGCCGCUGCCAAGCUGUUUCGCAAGCUGAUAAAACAUCAGCUAACUCUCACUCCCGAAGUGCAACUCUUUUUUUUUUUUU
Molecule: messenger RNA, 3823 nt
Organism: Camelus dromedarius (Arabian camel)
Lineage: Eukaryota; Metazoa; Chordata; Mammalia; Artiodactyla; Camelidae
Gene: PDE7B
Product: phosphodiesterase 7B
Exons: 14
Coding region: 473-1897 (474 amino acids)
Molecular function (GO): 3',5'-cyclic-AMP phosphodiesterase activity
Source: RefSeq, a predicted model, not a curated record